Molecule: messenger RNA, 750 nt
Organism: Dothidotthia symphoricarpi CBS 119687
Lineage: Eukaryota; Fungi; Ascomycota; Dothideomycetes; Pleosporales; Dothidotthiaceae
Product: 60s ribosomal protein-like protein l7
Exons: 4
Coding region: 1-750 (249 amino acids)
Biological process (GO): maturation of LSU-rRNA from tricistronic rRNA transcript (SSU-rRNA, 5.8S rRNA, LSU-rRNA)
Cellular component (GO): cytosolic large ribosomal subunit
Molecular function (GO): structural constituent of ribosome; RNA binding
Source: RefSeq, a predicted model, not a curated record
AUGGCCCGCUCAUCCGUCCCCACCCAGAAUGACAUCGCCGUCCCCGAGACAAUUCUGAAGAAGCAGAAGGCUCAGCAGAAGCAGACCGACGACCGUGCGGCUGCCACCCAGAAGAAGCGUGAGGCCAACAAGCAGAAGCGCGAAGCCAUCUUCAAGCGCGCCGAGGAGUACCAGAAGGAGUACGUCAAGCGCGAGCGCGACAUCAUCGAGGCCAAGCGCGCCGCGAAGAAGGACAACUCUUUCUUCGUCCCCGCCGAGUCCAAGCUCGCCUUCGUUGUCCGUAUCAAGGGUAUCAACAAGAUCGACCCCAAGAAGCGCAAGACUCUCCAGCUCCUCCGUCUCCUCCAGAUCAACAAUGGUGUCUUCAUCAGGCUCACCAAGGCCACCACUGAGAUGCUGAAGAUUGUCGAGCCCUUCGUCGCCUACGGCUACCCCAACUUGAAGACCGUCCGUGAGCUCAUCUACAAGCGCGGAUACGGAAAGGUCAACAAGCAGCGCAUUCCCCUUACUGACAACGAGAUCAUCGAGGAGAACCUCGGCAAGUUCGGCAUUGUCUGCAUGGAGGACCUCAUCCACGAGAUCUUCACCACCGGCCCCAACUUCAAGCAGGCCUGCAACUUCCUGUGGCCCUUCAAGCUGUCCUCCCCUACCGGUGGCUUCCGCAAGAGGAAGUUCAGGCAUUUCAUUGAGGGCGGUGACCUCGGUAACCGCGAGGAUUUCAUCAACCAGCUUGUCAAGCAGAUGAACUAA